Messenger RNA from Monomorium pharaonis (pharaoh ant), 462 nucleotides. It is a transcript of the gene ND-B8, whose product is annotated as NADH dehydrogenase [ubiquinone] 1 alpha subcomplex subunit 2. Lineage: Eukaryota; Metazoa; Arthropoda; Insecta; Hymenoptera; Formicidae. Bases 108 to 386 code for a protein of 92 amino acids. The transcript is spliced from 3 exons. The record is from RefSeq and is a predicted model, not a curated record.
CAAUGACAUAACGAGGUUCUAACUUAACCUGGUCAAAACAAAAUUGUACAAUAUCAGAAUUGUAAUGAGAGCGAUUUGUGUUUUUCCAAAUUUUUAACAAUUGAAGAAUGGCUGCUGUUAAAUUCGGAAAACACCUGAAAGAGUUGAGAAUUCUUCUCUGCCAAACGUCCAAAUCUAGUCAAGGCGUUAGAGACUUCAUUGAGCAGCAAUAUGUACCAUUGAAGAAAAAUAAUCCGAGGUUCCCCGUUUUGAUCAGGGAAUGCUCGUCAAUCGAACCGAAAGUGUACGCGCGUUAUGAAUAUGGCAUGGAACGAUGCAUACCUCUGUCAAAUUUAAAGUCGGAAGAAGUACUUGGGAAAAUUCAAGAAUUAGCGUCUCAAAAAUAAAUGUACUUUAUUAUGUUAAUGAAUAUGUGUAUCAUAAUAUGUAUAGUGUUUUAAUAAAAUAGAUGUAUCAAUCGAA